Messenger RNA from Necator americanus (New World hookworm), 309 nucleotides. RefSeq lists its product as uncharacterized. NCBI's taxonomy places the organism in Eukaryota, Metazoa, Nematoda, Chromadorea, Rhabditida, Ancylostomatidae. The transcript has a single exon. Bases 1 to 309 code for a protein of 102 amino acids. The record is from RefSeq and is a predicted model, not a curated record.
AUGUGGAUCUCUUCGAGACCUCGAACGGGAAUCAGGGUGGACGGACAACCGAUAGAACUCGUCGAUGAGUUCUGUUACCUGGGCUAUACGCUGAAGAGCAACGGCAGCCACGAGAGAGAUGUUCAGCAAAGAUGCGCUAAGGCCACUUCUGCAUUCAACUCCUUAACGAAAUGCCUGUGGUCGACCCCCAUCACCAACGAAGUCAAGCUGCGAGUAUACCUACCCGCAAUUCGUCCCAUCAUGAUGUACGGAUCGGAGACUUGGGCAGCACCAUCAACGGUUAUGGAGAGGCUUGACUGCACAGAAUGA